Anoplopoma fimbria (sablefish) is the source of this 2955-nucleotide messenger RNA. It is a transcript of the gene triobpb, whose product is annotated as TRIO and F-actin binding protein b. The transcript is spliced from 13 exons. Lineage: Eukaryota; Metazoa; Chordata; Actinopteri; Perciformes; Anoplopomatidae. The coding region runs from base 353 to 1987 and encodes 544 amino acids. Gene Ontology annotation, cellular component: actin cytoskeleton. The record is from RefSeq and is a predicted model, not a curated record. Gene Ontology annotation, molecular function: actin filament binding. Gene Ontology annotation, biological process: positive regulation of substrate adhesion-dependent cell spreading; actin filament organization.
GAAGUGGUAGAUUGAGAGAGAGAGAGAGGGAGGGAGAGAGACACAGAGACACACAGAGAGAGAGAAGUCUAACCUUAGCUGCCCACGACUUGGGAGAAAAGUUGGGGAAUUAUUACUUCUAAGCUCAGUUUCUCCGUGUUUUCUCGGGUGGACGUCCUUCCCUCCAGGCAGCAGAGAGCCUCUUUCAUUGGGUUAACGUGGGUAUGAAUGGCGGGGUUUCAUCAGAGUGAGCGUUCCUGUCCGUGAGGUUCAGCCGGACUGAAGGUCCACUUUGGGGCAAGAAGGAGAUUUAUAAUUUAUUUGCUUUGACGGUGUUUCCCUUCUUUCUCUCUCUCCUCUGGAUCCUGUGGUCAUGACGCCUGACCUCCUGAACUUCAAGAAGGGAUGGAUGUCCAAACUGGACGAGAGUGGCGAGUGGAAGAAGCAUUGGUUUGUUUUGACCGAUGCUGGACUGAAGUACUACAGAGACUCGAGUGCAGAGGAGAAAGAUGACUUGGACGGAGAGAUCGACCUAAAAUCCUGUGUGAAGGUGUGUGAGUUUGAUGUGGAGAAGAACUAUGGGUUUCAAGUACAGACGCGGGAGGCUGCGCACACAUUGUCUGCAAUGACAGCGGGGAUCAGGCGGAACUGGAUAGAGGUUUUAAAGAAGUGCAUCCGGCCCAGCAGCUCUCCAGACCUCACGCAAUUACCUGAUGGCAGCAGUGACAAGGAAAACUCCCAUUCUCGCUUUCUGUCAUCCUCCCGUCGCCCGUCAUCACGUCACGCCGACGUUGUACAGCCAGAAGUUUCGACCUCCGCUCCCCCGGCUCAUCGUAGGUUCGACUACGUGGAGCUGUCCCCGGUUCCUGCCUCGUCCAGCCCUCUGCCGGCCAGUCAGAGAGAAGCAGCAGAGGGGCAGGGGCGGGAGCACAGCCAGUGGCAGGAGGAGAGGAACACAAGCAGCCAGUGGGAGGCCGUUCUGUCCAGGAAGGGCACCGGCAUGGGAUCGAACCAGAGGCCGCGCACAGAGGAUGAUAUUGAGAGAAAGUGGGCGGAGUUUGAACGCUUGCCGUUAAAGGAGAUGAGCUCCUUACCACCGAUGGGAUCGCGGUCCUCCAGCCAGUCAGCCAAUGAGGCGCUGCAGAGGGAGGUGGCGUCACUGAGGCAGCAGCUGGAGCUACUAAAGGGAGGGGGAGGGAAAAUGGGAGGAAGUGUGAGGGGUGGCUGUGGCCACGAGGCCCCCUGCGGCCGCAGCCUGGUGGCCAUGGAGCGGGCCCAUCGACAGGCGAUGGAGGAGCUGCAGAGGCAGCACGACCGCCAGCUAAAGGAACUGGAGACGGCGAAGGACAGGCUGCUGCUGGAGGAGACCCGGGACACCGCACGAGUAAUGGAGGCUUUAAAGAAGAGGCACAAGGACGAGCUGGAGAGAGAGGUGGAGAGAGUCAGAAGGCUCAGCAGCGGGGGGCUAGAUUCACAGACUUUGCGAGUCCAACAACAGGCAGAAACUCAGGCCUUGCAGAGAGAGCUGGCCGGGCUUUCUGAGCGCUAUUCUCAGAAGUGUCUGGAGCUGAACCGAGCAGAGCAGGACAGCGCCGAGAGAGAGAGGGAGAUCAGCCGCAAGGAGAGAGAUAUGGAGCAGCUGAGGAAAGAGAACCAGGACUUAAAAGCCCGUUUGGCGGUGGAGAUCAGUCGUACACGAUCCUCCAUCACACAUCAGAGCUCAGAGGGAAACAAAGACAGGACUCUCUGUGAACUAGAGGUUCUCCUCAGGGUGAAAGAAAACGAGAUCGAGUACUUACACAAGGAGAUCAGCUGUCUAAGGAACGAGCUGCAGUUUCUUAACACGGAGAAGCGGCUGGCCUGUGAACGCUACGCGGAGGUUCACGAGGAGCUGAGUGGGAUUAAGGGCCGGAGCGAGCGAGAGAUCCAGAGUCUAAAGGAGCACUUGCGGCUGGCCAUGGCUGCCCUGCAGGAGGGGCAAAAGCUGGGCAACAGCCUGGACCACUGAGACUCCACUGCUGGUACUAGCGAUCCGUUAGACUUGGUGAAAGGUGUGUCUGCACCACGGUGACUGAAUCAAAGAGGUGUUCAGCAGGAAAAAAAAGCAAAGGACUUGUACAGUUCCGACUGUGUGGGGACCAUGAUAGUGCCUUAGUUUCAAAUCAUUCUGCCAAUGAGCAGCAUAGAAUAGCUAUGAGCUGGUUUUAUUACACUGGGCCACACACGUUAUAUAAAACUGCACUUUUUAUGUUUUUAUUUUAGCUUUUGCUUGCUUCGAGUGCAAGAAUGUAUGAGUGCGCAUUUGGUCUGAAAACUGGAAUAUCCGUUGAGUGACAUUUUUUUUUUUAUUAUUAUUAUUAUCAGGUAUUUUAGAUAAAGAGCUCAUACUGUAUCUUUUUUUUUUGUUCAUACAUAAGAGCUACUGUCAUCUCAGUUUUCUAUGUUGUACAGCUUUGAGCUUUUGUUUACUCUGUGAAAAUGGCUCGCGUUUCUUUAGAAAUGGGAGCUUCUCAUUUGCUGUAAUUAUAUUUUUUUUUACCUGGAAAGAAGUGUGCUUGUGUCGUGUCGUGUUUAUGAACAUGAAGUCCUAAGAAAGAAAUACAUUGGGAUUAAUACAGGACAAGACAGCAAACGUUUCUCAUUCCUGGCAGGCUGAAUUGGCUGAUCUAUGAUUGUAUAGCUGUUGAAUGAAUGUUGCCCCCACAUCACAGAUGUCUUUAUUUUUUAAACCGUGACUGAGAAGCAGGAACUCUCCAGCUUCCAGUCCCCCCUGAUCAUUGUUGGCAUUUAUGUGCCACCACUUAACAAAUGACAGGUGUUGCAACAAUGAGCCAAUUUUUUUAUUGACAGUAUGAAUUGUGAUAAAAAUGACUUAUCUACCUGCCUUUUGAAAAUAUCUUUCAUAUUUAAUGUACUGUAGAGCCCGUAUCAUCUUUGUAAAUUAUACACAAUUUUUGCAAUCAAUAAAAUAAGUUC